AUGGCUUGCACCCCCGGACACCCUAUCGCGCCAUCCACUCGCCCGCCCGCUUACGCGAUCCACCCCGUGUCCACCCCCGCCCAGGAUGCCGCCGAUCUGGCUGAGACAAUGAUGCGCGCCUUCUACCGGGAUCCGCACUGGGCCUCGCUCUGGAAGCCCCCGGCCACCCUGGACGACAUCAUCCGCGACUGCGAACGCCGGCUGCCCCGGAACCUGGUCACCGGCCGCGCCAAGCGCCAUCAGAAGGCCGUCGAGACGGCCACCGGUAAGGCCGUGGGCUACGCCCGUUGGAUUCUGCCGGGAGGAGCGGCUGCGGGCGAAGCAGGAGAAGAAGCCUGGGCGGCUGCAGCGGUGCCCGCAGUCGACGAGGCGACGCGACAGCACUUCGAGCAGCUGUUCGAGAGCGUCACCGACGACGGCAGCAUCCGCAACCUCGACGGCGCCAUGGUCGAAGAGCUGAGCGUGGCCAUCGAAGCUGCCGAGGAGCGCGUGCGGGGCCGUGGCGACGACUUUCUGACCCUCGACUACUUGGCCACGCAUCCCGACCACCAGCGACGCGGGGUGGGAAGCAUGCUCCUGCAGAGCGGCCUCGCCUACGCGGACGCGCAGUCUCUCAAGGUGCUGGUCGUGGCCAAAACACCGGGGGUGAGGCUGUACCAAGAUCACGGUUUCCGCGUCGUCGAGGUUGUGGAGCAGCAGCGGCCGCAGUACGGAUGGUCCGAGCCGUACACGUCAACCAUCCUCGUCCGCCACCCCAAGACAUAG
This is a messenger RNA of Diplodia corticola, 765 nucleotides long. RefSeq names its product acyl-n-acyltransferase. The record is from RefSeq and is a predicted model, not a curated record. NCBI's taxonomy places the organism in Eukaryota, Fungi, Ascomycota, Dothideomycetes, Botryosphaeriales, Botryosphaeriaceae. The transcript is spliced from 2 exons. The coding region runs from base 1 to 765 and encodes 254 amino acids. Gene Ontology annotation, molecular function: acyltransferase activity, transferring groups other than amino-acyl groups.